Penicillium paradoxum is the source of this 375-nucleotide messenger RNA. RefSeq lists its product as uncharacterized. The transcript has 4 exons. Bases 1 to 375 code for a protein of 124 amino acids. The record is from RefSeq and is a predicted model, not a curated record. NCBI's taxonomy places the organism in Eukaryota, Fungi, Ascomycota, Eurotiomycetes, Eurotiales, Aspergillaceae.
AUGUCUCCCUCUCUCCUGCAAGCAUCAGCCGCAUCCUUCGUGUUGCUUUCCCUUGGUCACACGGCCGCAGGCAGGGAAUGGACUGCCGACCCGAGAUUCAAAUCUAUCGCAAAGACUAAGCCAUGGGCUAGUGGGACUGUGGGCUGGUACCAGGGCAGCGCAUUCUUCAUGUUGACCAGUCUUCUUCACUGGCAAUGGGCGCGCGACCCUAGCCUCCUCCAAGACCCAUUGAACAAGGGUAUGGCCGGGAUUGUCAAUGCCUUGCUCUGGGCUAGCUCGGUCUGGUAUGUCAAGCAUGGUAUUAAUGAAAGCGCCUUUGCUGUGGGUCUCUCUGCUGCAUUGCAGGCUUUUAGUGUGGUUAAGGCUUGCCUGUGA